This is a messenger RNA of Prorocentrum cordatum, 799 nucleotides long. Lineage: Eukaryota; Dinophyceae; Prorocentrales; Prorocentraceae. The record is from the annotation of a GenBank genome assembly.
GUUCACGGAUCGGGUCGACUACAUCACAGCGGACCGCGAGGACGACGCGACUGACCGCGUCGAUAUCUUCAAGGUGCGAAGUGGGACUAUCACGAGUGUCUUGUUUGACGACGAGCAGGCAGUCAUUUCCAAAGGACUUCGGCGAGAAUUGCGACGGAGCCUGGGGAAGCUACCCAGGAAGGGCGCUGACGCCACGGAGAUCUACAGCCGACCUCGUGUCACGCAACAUUGCAUCCGACAUGGGUUUCAACCUGGAAGCGAUAUGGACCUGACCACCAGAUUCGACUUCACGCCGGAAACAGACCGCAGGAGGGCACGAGAGAUCAUCGAGAAGGAGGAGCCGCUGCUCAUCAUCCUCAGCCCGCCGCGCAAGGUGCGGAGCCGCAUCGGGGACCUGUCAGACUACAAGCGCGACCAGGACCUCGCCGACACCGACGGGAUCGGCCGGGUCAACGCCGACAUGUGCGAGUUCAACUUACACGUCGACGGGGGCAAGCUCAACCGCAAGCCGACCGGCAUCCUCAGCAGCAGCAUCGAGGUCCUGAAGGCCGUUUGCAGACGUUGCACGCGCAGCAGUUCCGACCGCGACCAGCUCGCCGGCUGCAAGUACACCAGGCUCGCGAAGGAGUACACGCCACAGUCGUGCAACGCGAUCCUCAGGGGCCUAGUUAAGCACCUCCAGAAGACCAACACCAUCAAGCACACCGAUUUCAACACCAACGAAGCCAAUAACCAGCCGUGUUUGUUCCAGCACUCGAACACCGUCGCAAAGUUAGCCGAGGACUACGCGCCGCACGCG